AUGAAUAUUACCAACACCUCGUCAACCUCCAAUCCAGUUUUCAUUCCACCAGAGGUGAAGACAGCUCUUUACUCGAGUAUUUUUGUCCUUGGGUUGUUUGGGAACUCUUUCGUUAUUACAGUUUUGGCCAGAAAAAGGUCUUCUCGCACCUGCCAUGACAUCUUCAUCUGCAAUCUUGCAAUAUCUGAUCUAAUUCUUCUCCUGACAUAUUUUCCUAUGUUUUUUGCCCAUGCUGUAGGAAACUUUAAAGCACCGAGAGUAUUUUGCAAGCUGAUAUGGCCAUUGAUCACAAUUUCGUAUCUCUCCAGCAUCUUAAUCAUCACAUCUAUGGCUAUUCAUCGCUCCAGGAUGAUUGUUAAUCCUUACACUUCCGAAAUAAGUCGAAGAAAUGUCUACAUCUGGAUUUUCUGUUUGUGGAUCAUGUCGUUUGUUUGUAUUCUGCCUGGAAUGGUUUUUGCUGAGGUCAAUCGAAUGGGAAUGUGCCACGUAGCUUGGCCUUCAGUGGAAGCUCACGUAGUAUUUCGAUUUUUCAUGUUAAUGGUUCAGUAUCUCUUGCCAUUGACAAUAACAGCAGUCGCCUACAUACGCAUUGGGCUGGCCAUAAAUAGAUCUAAAUUUCACCGUAAGUUUUCAAAGCAGCCCAAAGCCCUGAGCCAGACGCGACGGCGAGAAAACGCACAGGUUGUGCGGACCAUAGCAACAAUUGUGAUAAUAUUCGCUAUUUGUAUGUUUCCGAAACAUCUGGCCUCUAUCUACUAUUACUUCGGAGAAAAUGGCAAGGAAAAGGGAAAAAUCCUCUUCAGGCUUCUCCAUAUUUCCGAGAUUUUCGCUGUUUUUCACAGUUGUUUAAAUCCGCUUGUUUACGGCACAGUCAUGAAGCAUUUUCGCGCUGAGUACUUUAAAUACCUUCAAGGUAUCUUCUGUUAUUGCUGGAAAACACGUGCAGAAAGAAUGUCCAAUCCAGGAGAUCAAAUGACUUCCUUAAAUGACCCGCGGUCCUCCAGUAAAAUGACUGCUUCGUCAGAAUAG
This is a messenger RNA of Pocillopora damicornis (cauliflower coral), 1029 nucleotides long. Its product is annotated as type-1 angiotensin II receptor A-like. Gene Ontology annotation, cellular component: plasma membrane. The record is from RefSeq and is a predicted model, not a curated record. Lineage: Eukaryota; Metazoa; Cnidaria; Anthozoa; Scleractinia; Pocilloporidae. Gene Ontology annotation, molecular function: G protein-coupled receptor activity. Gene Ontology annotation, biological process: G protein-coupled receptor signaling pathway.